Messenger RNA from Clunio marinus, 267 nucleotides. NCBI's taxonomy places the organism in Eukaryota, Metazoa, Arthropoda, Insecta, Diptera, Chironomidae. The record is from the annotation of a GenBank genome assembly.
AUGCAUAAAAAUGUAAACGAAGGGCAAAGUCCAUUGGAAGAAAUGACCAUUCAAACGCCUUUACAAAUAUAUCAAAAAUGGCUUCUUAACCAUACUGCAUUUGUGUAUAAAAAUUUAAACACCUAUACUAGGCUCAUACAUAUAAAUUAUAGAGCUUGCUUUAGAAGAGAGCAGUCUAACAAAAAGCAAAUAUGGCAACAUGCAUUUUCACCUGUUGAAAGUAUUUUUUCUGACUUAACAUACAACCUCACAGAUCUCAGAUUCUAA